AUGGAAGAACGUCAACGGCAAAAGCGUAGACUUUCAUCAGCUAACAUUCGAACAAAUGACACAUCGAUGAUGAUGAUGGUGACAUCUAAAAGUAGUCAUAAAUUACACGGUUAUAAAGGACCGUUAUGUUUUACGUCACCGGAAGAUCCGGAUCGUAUAUCACCGACUACGGCUUCCGCAUCAACCGUUACAACAGUUAUAACAUCACAGUAUAAUGAAAGUUCAUCAGAGGAAGAUAUUAAUAAAUCAACAUACAAUCCAUCAACAACUACAACAUUUGUCCCAAAUAGCACAAGUGCGACAUUUGAGCCAGACGAUGAACCAUUGGUAGAACCAUGGAAAGAUGAAAUUGAAGAAAAUGUUUUACCAUUUAAUGGUUGA
Brugia pahangi is the source of this 381-nucleotide messenger RNA. NCBI's taxonomy places the organism in Eukaryota, Metazoa, Nematoda, Chromadorea, Rhabditida, Onchocercidae. The record is from the annotation of a GenBank genome assembly.